Etheostoma cragini (Arkansas darter) is the source of this 1920-nucleotide messenger RNA. It is a transcript of the gene mos, whose product is annotated as v-mos Moloney murine sarcoma viral oncogene homolog. The coding region runs from base 75 to 1082 and encodes 335 amino acids. NCBI's taxonomy places the organism in Eukaryota, Metazoa, Chordata, Actinopteri, Perciformes, Percidae. Gene Ontology annotation, molecular function: ATP binding; protein kinase activity. Gene Ontology annotation, biological process: negative regulation of metaphase/anaphase transition of meiotic cell cycle; signal transduction; positive regulation of MAPK cascade. The record is from RefSeq and is a predicted model, not a curated record. Gene Ontology annotation, cellular component: cytoplasm. The transcript has a single exon.
AGAAGAAGAAGAAGCUGCUAAUCAGUCCUCAGCAGACUUCAGGCUGCGCACACAAACAGUCUCCACGACGCACGAUGCCGUCUCCAAUCCCCAUAACCCGCCUGCUGCCUAACCAGUCCCUGGACCUCGGGACCUGUAGCAGCCCGCUGGCCAAAUACUCCUUCGGCAACACCUUACACGUCCCCGCUCAGCGGCCCCACAGCAAAGUUGCCAGCCGGCUCUGGUCCACUGUGAUCCACUGGAAGGAGCUGCGCUCUGUGGAGCCUGUGGGCUCCGGAGGGUUCGGCUCCGUCUACAAGGCGGAGUACCUCGGGGAUACCGUCGCGCUGAAGAGAGUCAAAAAGUGCACCAAGAACAAGCUGGCGUCCCGGCAGAGCUUCUGGGCCGAGCUGAACGCGGCACACCUGCGCCACAGCAACAUUGUGCGCGUCAUCGCGGCGACCACCUGCGUGCCGGUGGAUUUUGGAGAUGAAAGCAGCAUCGGGACGGUACUGAUGGAGUUUGUGGGAAACAGAAAUCUGCAGCAGAUCAUUUACGGAUGCACGGAACCCCUGGGGGAGGACCGGUGGCUCAGGUACUCCGCAGACAUUCUACGCGGUUUGCACUUUCUGCACUCCCACAGUGUUGUGCAUCUGGACAUAAAGCCAGCCAACGUGUUGGUUUCCUGUGAAGACGUGUGUAAAAUCUGCGAUUUUGGCUGUUCAGUGAAGCUGGACCAUGGGUGCGAAGAGAGCGCUAUCAGCCCGCAGGUGAGCCACGUAGGCGGCACGUACACGCACAGAGCCCCGGAGCUGCUGAAAGGCGACGGGCUGUCUCCCAAAUCGGACAUCUUCUCUUUCGGGAUCACCUUGUGGCAGCUGAUCACCAGGGAGCAGCCCUACACCGGCGACAGGCAGCACGUGCUCUACGCGGUGGUGGCGCACAACCUGCGGCCGUCCGUCCAGGACCAACCGGUGUUUGGCACCGAGCGGGGGCGGCUGUAUAGGACUCUGCUUGGCCGGUGCUGGAGCGGUGAUGGCCGCUGCAGACCCAGCGCCCAGGAGCUGCUGCCUCACCUGGAGCAGCUGCGCUCCAACGUAUGACGUUUUUAUUAUUUCUUAUAAACGGGGCACAGAUGUGCGUUUCAUAAAAUGGGACAUGUUUUAGGAACAUUUUAGAAGGCAUGUGUCGGCCCAGGAGGAGGCGUGAACUACCCACUUUCUGAUGGUCACCAUAAUGCCGAACCUGGUUUGAAAACCAAACAAUUAAGUGCCAUCUUGUUUUACGGCGAUAUUAGAAUAUUCUUUAUCAUUAAAAUUGGUAGACUGCCAUACGUCGAUGUAAUGGUGUAGUUCGGCACGUGCAGAACACACGACUAAACUCUUAUUGUAAUAGAAACAACUUUGAAAAGUUGAAUGCCGAACCUGGUUUUAAUAAACCAACAAUUAAGUGCCUUGUUUUACGGCGGAAAUAGAAUGUACCUUAUUUAAAUUAAUAGACUACCAUAAAAUAAUAAAAUGGUUCAGUUCGGCGGAUGCAGAACCCACGACAAAACACGUCUUGUAAUAGAAAACAGCUUUCAAAGAGUUUUGCAACGCUCAUUCCGCCUGGAUUGAUGCAUUUUGGUUUCAUACUAGACUCAAGUAAAAUGUAUUGUGCGUCAGCGUUGGUAAUUGUGUGCCUAAUUGAAGUGGCUCGUAAUGAUGGAAGAAUGGACACUGGACACUUGUUUUCUUAGCAGUAUGAAAGAAAGGAAUCUUUAAAAUGUCCUAUAUUUGAGUGGAAUUUGGUGCAAAGUCUUGUGAAACAACGUAUCUAGAGGUAGAAGGAUUCAUUUAUUGUCAGGUUUAGUUUUAAAGUAUCACUUUAAACAAGACAGUCUACAGACUAACAUAUGUAUUUGCACAUUGUUUUCCAAUGCAGAUUUGUUAUACGUGUUGA